AUGAUGAGAUAUAGUAAUAAUAAUAAUAUUAAUAUUAAUAAUAAUAAUAAAAAAUCAAUUAUUAGUGGUAAAUUAAUUGAAAAAAUUAAAGAUGGGUUUUAUUUAGAUUAUAAAAGUUUAUCAUUAUAUAGAGUUUUAUUUUCAAUUUAUUUAUUGGUUGAUUUAAUAUUAAGAUGUCAAAAUUUAACCGAAUUUUAUACAGACUAUGGAUCAUAUCCAAGAUCAUCAGCUAUUCAAGAAGAGAGAUAUUCACUUCACCAAAUUAGUGGAUCAUUUGAAUUUGCAGUUGUAAUUUUCUUUAUACAUGGUUGUAUUUAUUUUUCAAUGUUAAUUGGUUAUAAAACUCGUUUUUCAACUAUACUUUCGUUCAUAUUUUUAAGUUCACUUCAAAAUAGAAAUCAUUUUCUAAUUGAUGGUAGUGAUGAUUAUUCAAGAAUUUUAUUAUUUUAUACAAUAUUUUUACCAAUAAAUAAAUAUUUUUCAAUUGAUUCAAUUUUAAAAGAACAACAACUUCAAAAUAAUAAUAAUAAUAGUAAUAGUAAUAUUGGUGAUAAUAUUUCAAAUAAAAUUAAAAAUUACUAUACAUUUAUUUCAGGUUCUGGUAUAGCAUUCAUAUUACAAUUUAUGAAUAUUUAUAUUUUUACUGCAUUAUUUAAAAGUGCAGAUACAUGGCAUGUAGAUUAUACAGCAGUUUAUUAUGCUUUAAAUUUACUUCAAUUUAGACAUGGUUUAGCUGAAUUCUUUUUACAAUUUCCAAGAUUUUUAAUAUUUUUAACAAGAGGUACAUUAAUAUUUGAAUAUGUUGGACCAUUAUUAUUAAUAUCACCAUUUUAUAAUACAGCUUGUAGAAUUAUAUCAAUAUUGGGAUUUAUUGGAAUGCAUAUUGGUUUUGGAGUAUGUUUAAAUUUAUAUUUAUUCGUUUUCAUACCAAUGGUUGUUUGUAUGGCAUUCUUACCAAGUGAUGUUUGGACAUUCAUUAGAUAUAGUUAUAUUGAAAAGAAAGAUUUAAUUACAAUUAAUUAUAAUUCAAAUACUUCACAAUCACUACAACUAUUUUUAAAAAUUUAUUCAACAUUUUUCUUGGUUGGUCAAAAUUAUAAAAUUAAAUCAAAUAAUAAUUUAGGUGGUAGUGGCAAUGGUAAUCAAAAAGGGGAUGAUGAACAAGAGGAAUUGGAAAUUAUGGAUAGUCAUUCAAUGUUUUAUGUUGAUAGUGUUUCAAUUUAUUUUAAAGGUCAAAUUUAUGAUGAAGAGAAAUCAAUUAAAUUCUUAUUUCAACAUUCAAUUGUUUUCAAACUUUUUUCAAAAUUAAUUUCUGAUAAAUUAUAUAAAUUAUUAUUUUCUUUUAUUAUUAACUUUAAUAAUAAUAAUCAAAAUAAUAAAUAUGAAAAAUUAAAAUUACCAAGUUAUAAAUUAAAUAGUAAUAGUAAUAAUAAUAAUAAUAAUUGUAAUAAUACACCAAAACCAACCAAAUUUAAAUAUAGACAACAUUUAAGAAAUUUAUUUUUCAUUUUAGUUGCAACAUAUAUGUUUUAUUAUAACGUUUGUAUUUAUACUUUAAUGAUGGAUAGUGGUAGAAAUACUAAUAUUUGGGAACCACCUUUUCAACCACUAAUAAAAUUAGUUAAAAUUGAUCAAUAUUGGGCAAUGUUUGCACCAUCACCACCAGAUUAUUCAGCAUGGAUUAUUACAGAUGCAGAAUUUUCAAUAAAAAAAGGAAUUGAUUUAUUUACAUUAGAGAAAACAGAUUAUAAGGAUGUACCAGAUUAUUUAUUCAAAAUUGGACAAAGAAAAAGAAAUUUCUUUUUAGCAGUUGGUUAUUUAGAUAGUCUUCGUUUAGAAUUUGGAAGAUAUCAAUGUCGUAGAUUUAAUAUCUAUGAACGUAAUUAUGAAUUGGGUAAAUUAGAAAAAUUCAAAAUUUAUGGUGUCUAUCAAUCUACACCACUUCCACCAAAUGAAUCAAAUGAUUAUGAAACUCUUGCACCAACUCAACCAGUUUUAUCUAUUUUAUGGGAACAUAUUUGUUAA
Messenger RNA from Dictyostelium discoideum AX4, 2025 nucleotides. RefSeq lists its product as hypothetical. The coding region runs from base 1 to 2025 and encodes 674 amino acids. NCBI's taxonomy places the organism in Eukaryota, Evosea, Eumycetozoa, Dictyosteliales, Dictyosteliaceae. The transcript is spliced from 3 exons. Gene Ontology annotation, cellular component: endomembrane system. The record is from RefSeq and is a predicted model, not a curated record.